AUCCACUCAGGAAUAUGAGUCCGUCUGCAGAGUCAAAAGCCUUUCAUGUGGGAGCCUGUGACAAUCUGUGAGUUUGAGAGGAAUCUGCUUUCUUUCUCUGCCGUCAGGAACCCAGAGUUCUCUCUUUUCACGGAUUAUUCAUCCACUCAGCAUGGGAGCUUAUUGCUAGAAAUGCCAGAGGCAAGUCCAUUCGUAGGUAACACGCCCUCCUAAACUGCGUUUCCCUCCAAGCCAGAGGAUUUGGAUUUGUCUACAGCUGCCUCCGCUGUCUGCUUGUGACAUAUGGCUUUGUGAAAGGAUCUUUAAUUUGGGCCUCUAAUUAACAAUUACACAUCGGCUCUGAGCCACGAGACACUGGAGUAAGUUCAAGAUGGCCACCUCCAUGCAUCCACUUUUGAUGAACGUGUUGCUGGCCAUUCUCCUGGGUUUGACCUCUCUGGGUGGACUGAGCUCUCGGUCGUCUGGUCAGGCUUUGGCCCAGGUCUCCGCCAACAACCAGACUGAGUCCUCUAUGUUGUCAGAGGCCGCCCUGGCUACGCCCACACCAGAAACCGAGGACCAAACAGCUCCGAGCAACGGCAACAGAUGCUGGGGUUACUACGAUGUCAUGGGCCAGUGGGACCCUCCCUUCAACUGUAACGCGGGUAUCUACCUGUUCUGUUGCGGCUCCUGCUUCUACCGCUUCUGCUGCCAGUUCAAAAUUCACAGUUUGGACCAGACGUCCUGUUCCAACUAUGACACACCUGUGUGGGCUAACACCGGGAAACCGGCGGCACCCGUCACGGAGGUCCACGAGGAGCCAGACCGGGAUCGGACCCACAUGAUCGUGUAUAUUAUCUGCGGAGUGGUGGCCAUCAUGGUGUUGGUCGGGAUUUUCACCAAGCUGGGGCUGGAGAAGAGUCAAGGAGGACAGACUGACAUGACCAACUCCAGGACUCUGACAGAGCUUCUGAAGCAGCCAGGAGAGGCAGGAGUGGUGGACGGAACCGGGGUUCAUCAUCCGAUAGGCACCAACGGCAUCUCCGCCAGGGCACUGCGCGCCAACAACG
Molecule: messenger RNA, 1049 nt
Organism: Paralichthys olivaceus (Japanese flounder)
Lineage: Eukaryota; Metazoa; Chordata; Actinopteri; Pleuronectiformes; Paralichthyidae
Source: RefSeq, a predicted model, not a curated record